Molecule: messenger RNA, 280 nt
Organism: Paramecium primaurelia
Lineage: Eukaryota; Ciliophora; Oligohymenophorea; Peniculida; Parameciidae
Source: the annotation of a GenBank genome assembly
AUGUGGUCAAGAGAUAUGUCUUAAUUUCCUAUUUUGACAUUCCUAAGAACCCAUUCAUAUUUUCAGCUAUCGGAAAUUAUACGUAAAUAUAAAUUAAUUUAGCUUAGCGAUGGCUCCUCAGGAUGGGGAAUUUUAUCAGUUUAAGUUACUUCAGGAUAUUGCCCAUCAUAUUGUUAAUUGUGUGAAGUAUCAUUUAAAUGUAAGACUUGUAUCUCUGGAUAUUUUUAUUAUCGAAGUGGUAGCUGCAUUAGUAGUUGCUCAGGCCCUUAUUAAAUUUUGA